Messenger RNA from Striga hermonthica, 5259 nucleotides. Lineage: Eukaryota; Viridiplantae; Streptophyta; Magnoliopsida; Lamiales; Orobanchaceae. The record is from the annotation of a GenBank genome assembly.
AUGGCUGACAAGACUGAGUUCGAUUCUCGCCCAAAUCAGAUCCCGAAAGAUAUGCAAGGACCUGACAAUGGCAUCCCGCUUUCACCUCAGUGGCUUCUGCCAAAGCCAGGGGACAACAAGGCUGAAGCUGUUACCGGGGAGAACCAUUUCAGUUCUCUCCCGGGUCAUGCCAACCGUCCUGUUGCUGUGAAACCAACUGGAGUGGGAGAUGAUUCGGUUGAUAACCCUAAGAAGAAAGAUGUUUUUCGUCCUUCGGUGCUGGACAUGGAGCCUGGCCGCAGGGACCGCUGGCAUGAUGAAGAAAGGGAAACGAAUUCAUCCACCCGCAAGGACCGCUGGAGGGAGGGUGAGAGAGAUCUGCACCCUGACAGCCGCAGGGCAGACCGCAAGCCCGACCCAUCUGGAGGGAGGCACUAUGGGGAAGCACGCAGGGCCCCAGGCGAGCGGUGGACUGACUCGGGAAACAGAGAUAAUCAUGAUCAGCGCCGUGAGAGCAAGUGGAACACCCGGUGGGGACAUGAUGACAAGGAAGCAGACCCGGCGCGCGAGAAGUGGGGAUACUCGGGCAACAAGGAGGAUGAUGUUUCCCUUGAUAAGGGGCCGACCCAAGCUCCUCCUUCUCAUGGGAAGGAAGAGAGGGACGGUGGGGAACACUAUCGGCCGUGGAGGCCAAAUUCUUCCUACAGCCGGGGUAGGGGUGACCCUCAUCACCAGACCUUGACCCCCGGAAAACAGGUUUCCACCUUUUCUCAUGGCCGGGGGCGCGGGGAAAACCCAGCUCCUGUUGUGUCCCAUGGCAGGGGAAGGGUUGGCUCUGGGGGGAAUUUGGUUACCCACACGGCCAAUCAUUUGCAACCACGUGGACCUCUUAUGGAGAAAGGUGAAACCGGCUAUGGAGCGCCCUGUCGUCUGACUUAUAGCAGGACAAAACUGAUUGAUAUAUACAGGACAACUGAUAUGACAGGUUACAGACGUGAGUGUUUAGAGGGUGUCGCCCAAGUACCUUCACUUACUCAAGAAGAACCUACCGAACCACUGGCUUUUUCUGCACCAACUCCUGAAGAAUUGGCUAUUCUGAAGGGAAUUGACAAAGGAGAAAUCAAUAGUAGUGGUGCUCCACAGGUCAAUAAAGAUGGAUCUGCUGGCCGUACCACAACUGAGUUAAUGCAAACGAGAAGAAACAGGCUAGGCGGUGGUAAGGAUGACUUGACCUUUCCUAUGGAUGAUUCAAAAUAUGGCACUCCGAGCAAUCCUGAUGGUUACUCAGACUAUUCGGAAGCUCCUGUGCAUGGAAAACAUAUUCAUCGAUGGCCCAAUGCGAAAGUUGAGACAAUGCAAGAGUAUAGGACCUCUUCUAACAUAUUGAAUGUUGAAGCUUUAAAGGAAGACGGUGUUAUUCAUAGGAAGAAUGAUGAUGGUUCUGCUGCCAGAGAAUCUAGUACGCCGGAAAAUUCUUCACUUCGCACUGGUUCUUGGAGAUCUUCAUCUUUUACAGAAAGCUCACGUUUAGCUUCUGAUUGGAGAGAAGGCUCUCUGGAUAUGCCAAAAGAUCGUAACAAUGUUUGGCAGAACAGUAUGAUUGAUUCACCUAAUACCAAUAAAGGAGCACCCAGAUGGCAGGUGGGUGACGAUCCAAUUUUGGGAAGGCAACCACCUGCAGCUGUCAACAGAGAUAUGGAAUCACAUACAAUUUCUCAAUCUUCUCCUGAAGACUUGGUUCUUUUCUAUAAAGAUCCUCAGGGUGAAAUUCAAGGCCCUUUUACUGGGAAUGAUAUCAUUACAUGGUUUGAGUCGGGAUAUUUUGGCAUUGAGUUGCAAGUUCGUCUGGCCAAUGCUCCGGUUGACUCCCCCUUCUAUUUACUUGGAGAUGUGAUGCCCCAUUUGCGUGCCAAGGCUCGGCCACCUCCUGGAUUUAAUACCCCCAAACCAAAUGAAAUCCAGGACACCUCUGGCAGAUUAAACUAUACCAAUGUUGGGAAUUUACAUGCGGUUGUGGGUGAAGCUGAUUUGUUACAAAAUGAUUCGAGAUAUAAACAGGGUAUGGGUUCCACAACGGAGGCUGAGAAUAGGUUUCUAGAGUCCUUGAUGGCUGGCGGUAUGAGUACAACUCCAUUUGAAAAGCUUGUUCUUUCAGAAGGCAUGCAGGGGUAUGCUGGAGCUAAUUUUAUUGCACAGCCUCCAUUGGGAACAAACAGUGGGGAAGACCCAUAUUUACUGGCUAAGAAGUUGGCAUUGGAGAGGCAGAGGCCUGUACCAAAUCCUUAUUCACUUUGGCCUGCGAGAGAUGCAGCUACUGUUACAGACAAUGCUCGAGUACAGCAUCUUACACAGAAUAUGGAGUCACUGCCUGCCCAUCCAGGAUUACUUGACCGACCUGUACCAGCUGCCAACAAUGGAGCUAGUGGUUGGAUGAAUUUCCCGGCCCAAUUGGGUUUGGACCCACUUCAGGAUAAGUUGGAUAUUCGUCAUGCACAGAAUAUUCCUUCACAAUCUGCCCUUGGUAUAUUGCAGCAGAGGCUACAGCAGCCACAGAACACACCCUUGGGUAAUCUAUUAGCCCAAUCAUUGGAUAAUUCAUCUAGGAUAAUUUCUCCGGAGAAUCUUCUUGCUUCCGGAAUUCCUCAAGAUCAGCAGAUUUUAAGUUUGUUGCAACAACAGUAUUUGCUACAGCAGGUUCAACCCCAGGCCCCUGUUGCGGCCCAGCAGUUGUCACUUUUGGAUAUGAUGCUUAAGCAGCAACAGAAGCAGGAAGAGCAGCAACUGUUAAUGCGCCAGCAGCAGCAGUUGCUCUCGCAAGUGCUGUCCGAGCGUCAGCUGAAUAAACAAUCAGGCGAGCCUUCGUUUGCCCAGCUGCAGCAAACUGGUGGUUUUGCAGCGGGAAAUGCUAAUGUGGAUCACACCCAUUUUCAACAACAUCAUGAUAUAUUUCAGACUGGUUCACAGGUGCAAGCUCCUGACAUACGAGAUGAUACUGCAAAUGAUGCUGGUUUUGUUAUGUCUCCUAAUGAUCCUCAGGAUGUGAGCCGAAAUAUAGGGCCAGAAACUUCAGAAAGUUCCAUGCAUCUGCCACAUCAGAUUUUUUCUAAUAUCCCAAAGCAAAGAGACUGGAAUGAUGCUCCUGCUGCAGACAAAAAUGUUGAGCCGCCAAAGGAUCUUUCAAGCACGACAGAUGACAGGGAACAUUUGGGGAAAUCUGUCCCACUGAAGCAAAAUACAGUUGAUCAUAAAAAUGAUUCAGUAUUUCAUGAAGCUUUGGAUGCAAUCACUAAGGCUCCGACUGGAGAAUUAUCCGAACAGGGUGGAAGUGAAGAACAGCACACUGCUGAUUCCUCUGUGGUAAAGCAAGUUAAAGUCCCUGAAGCACGGGUUAAGAAGUCGAAGAAGCAAAAGUCUUCUUCCAAGGCUCCGGUUGACUCAGUAAAGGGUGGCGUGACCAAGUCACAACAGUUGAAGUCAUCGGAAUCUGAAGGAGCGGCCUCCAAUUAUGCAAAAUCAGAGACACUUACUGCCCAAGGAGAUGCACUUGCAGCAUCUGCAACAGAAAAGGAGAAGGCAAAGAACAAAAAAUCAGCUGAGGAUGUGGGGCUCCUACCAGGCCAAAACUCAUUUCCUGCUCAUAAUUAUGCAGAUGGUGUUGUAACUACUGAGACAAAUGCUCAGCCAGGGCAAGUUGCACAUGUUUCACAGGUCAACACGCAAGCAAAUACUGGUCAACGGGCAUGGAAACAUGCCCCUGGUUUCAAGCCAAAAUCACUACUAGAGAUACAACAGGAAGAGCAGAGAAGAGCACGGGAACGGGAGGAAGCGGCAGUUUCUGAUAUCUCAACUUCUCUAAGCUCCAUGAGCGUCUCAUCCCCUUGGGCUGGAGUAGUUGCAAAUGCAGAUUAUAAGGCAUUGGAGGAAACCCGGCAGGAACCCCCCAGCACAGAGAUAAACUUCACCAAGUCUGACAGCUCCUCUGUCCUGAAGAACGAUAAUAACCAAAAUGAAGAUCUGUUCUGGGAUACUAAUGUUUCCAAAUUAGGUGACAGAGAACUAGAGACGAUCAAUAGUCGGGUGCCUUUAACAUCAAUAAUGAGUUCCCAAACUGAUCCUGUCGUUGCUGAUGACUUUAUUGAUGCUAAAGAUACUAAAAAGAGCCGUAAAAAAUCUGCCAAGGCUAAAAAGGCGGCUCCCGUAGUUACUGCCACCGACGUGUAUGUUGGAUCAAGUCCGAGUGAUAAAGGUAAGCUUGCUCGGCAAAUGCAACAGCAGAAGGAAGUGCUGCCUCUUCCAUCUGGCCCUUCCUUGGGGGACUUUGUUACCUGGAAGGGGGAGUCUGCUAGUCCUCCUGCCCCUGCUUGGUCUGAUUCUGGAAAACUAGGUAAACCCGCAUCAUUGAGAGACAUCCUUAAGGAGCAGGAGAAAAAGGUUUCUUCUUCACAGCAGGUGCUAACUCCUCAGAAGCCUGCAACAAAUCAACCUGCUCGUGCAAGUGUUCCUUCAUGGUCGCAUUCUUCUUCCCCUGCAAAGGCUGCGGCUCCAGUGACUAAAUCACAAGCUUCCUCCCAGUCAAAACAUAAUAAAGUUGAGGAUGAUCUGUUCUGGGGACCACUAGAGCAACCGAAGUCAGAAGAUAAGCAGUCCGAGUUUCCUCAACUCGGAACACAGGGAAGUUGGGGAAGCAAAAACACCUCUGUGAAGGGAAACCCUAGCGGGAUUUUAAACCGACAGAAAUCUACUGGUGGCAAAGCUGCAGAUUAUCCGUUUUCUGUUCCAGCUUCCUCGGGUCAAUCAUCCCUCAAAGGAAAGAAAAAUGCUACUACCAAGCAUUCAGAGGCUAGUGACUUCAAGGAAUGGUGUGAGAGCGAGUGCAUUAGACUCAUCGGAUCCAAAGAUACAAGCAUACUUGAAUACUGUCUGAAGAUAUCGAGGUCUGAGGCGGAGACACUACUGAUAGAGAAUCUUGGCUCGUUUGACCCAAACCAUGAGUUUAUAGACAAGUUCCUGAACUACAAGGAUUUUCUGCCCGCAGAGGAUGUCGAGGCUGCUUUCAAGAACCGGAAUGAUCGAAAAACCUCUGCCAAUCUGAGCGGUGGGGACAUGCUUUCUGAUUCAUAUCCUGAUGUCUUUGGUGGGACCGGUGCCGUUGAUGGGGGCACCACGAAAGCAGGAAAAAAGAAAGGGAAAAAGGGGAAGAAAGUGAGCCCGGCGGUCUUGGGGUUCAAUGUUGUGAGCAACCGUAUUAUGAUGGGUGAGAUUCAGACGGUGGAUGAGUAA